This is a messenger RNA of Scylla paramamosain (green mud crab), 5398 nucleotides long. Its product is annotated as forkhead box protein L2-like. Gene Ontology annotation, molecular function: RNA polymerase II cis-regulatory region sequence-specific DNA binding; DNA-binding transcription factor activity, RNA polymerase II-specific. NCBI's taxonomy places the organism in Eukaryota, Metazoa, Arthropoda, Malacostraca, Decapoda, Portunidae. The record is from RefSeq and is a predicted model, not a curated record. Gene Ontology annotation, biological process: cell differentiation; anatomical structure morphogenesis; regulation of transcription by RNA polymerase II. Bases 970 to 2562 code for a protein of 530 amino acids. The transcript has 12 exons.
CCCCAGAAAGAGCGGGGCAGCAAGACCCACGCCGGGCAGACGCCAUCACGCCACACUCAGCGUCGGGAGAACGACGUGGAAAGAUGUAAAACCUUCAGUAAUAAUUCUCCCAAGACGUCAGACAGGGGUGGAGGAGGGGCCCUGUGGCCCCGCCCAGCCCGCCUGAGUGGCUCAGAGCUCGUUGUGUUGACUAAAUUACUGCCCGCGCUGCCGACCAAUAGUCACUCGUGCAUGUCUUAGGGACAGGAGGUCUAUUUCUCUCAAGACAGCGCCUCUCCACCCACAUCGCCAGGAUUUUGUUCACCUGUACAGUCUUCAAGGUAGAUCAGGACCACUAGCUGACUGCCUUUAUUACAACACAAUCUAUCUGAAGUUACUACUCAGAGGAGGACUUCCUUUGGGCACGAUCAGUCCCGUUAACAUUGUGAACGAAAAGUCUGAAAAGUUUUCGGUCGUGGCGUCUUGGCUCCUCCCACCCGACAGUGGCAGAUAUUCCUAACAUCUUCAUCACAAGGUCACAAGGCGGGGUACCGAGAAAGGAGUGCCAUCCUUAGGGCCACAUGGCACAGCGACAGUCGAAGGGGAUCGGACUGGACGUGUGUCGUUGUCAUGCGGCAGCUGUAGUGACCAGCGACCAUCGGUGGUAGUGCUUGGUGUGUGCUGAAAAGUGGCUUCAGGUCCACCUUCUUCACGCGCUGCAAUUCUCAAAUUGUUGAUUAACACAUUGCUCAGUGGGCCAGCACAAAUGUGUUUCCAAUUGUUGGUGGCGGCGUAGCGUUCCUUGGAUCCCUUGUCUUCACCUCACCGCUGUCCAGGUGUCACAAGUAUACACCAGCCAUAUUUUCGCUACACAAUAUCACUAAAGUGUUCGAGGUGUCGCCAGAGGCCGUGUCGACGCGUGGCUCGCUGGCGGGGCACUCAAGCGAGGCCAGUGUUGGUGCAGCACCCGGCGCCCUCUCCUGCGGCACGAUGAAAGACGACUACCUCGCCUCCAGUGACCACACGCAAGGUUAUGGCGGUGGCAGCCUCAGCGACAUCAAGAGGGAGGAGGAAGUUUACCAUUACCCGCCGGCCACGUCUCAUCCCAACCACCACUACAGGACUGAGGUGUACGGAAAGCCCCUCCUGAUGCCGCCCCUCCAGCCAGACCCACAAGUCCACGCCGCUAAAGCCUACGACCACAUCGACUCCACCAGCUCCACACAUGCGGCCUUCGAAGCGCCAAAGAUAUACGACAAUAAACUCUACGACACCACCAAAGCCUAUGAGAAGAUGUACAUCACUAAGGAAUACGACAAGAUGGCGAUAGAUCACAUGAGUCCUUCCGUGUACGACAGUCACGACCCCAAAUCUUACGACAAGCUGUAUUCGUCCAAAGGCCACAUGGAGGACAAGAUGGACGACGCCGCGUACGACAAGUGUUGUGACAAGACGUACAGGACUCUAGAGACGCUGGACUCCACCACGUACGACAGGCCCUACGACGCGUCCAAGGUGGUGGAGCCAGUGGACUCAACCACGUACGAGAAGGUGCAGCCCCUGGACCCCGUGGCGACUUCCCUACCGGAGUCGCAAGACAAACCCUCCACCACUUCCUCCUCGGGAACAAAAAAGGAGGAGAGCUCUAAGGAGAACGGAGACCUGGACCCUAACAAGAAGCCACCCUACUCGUACGUGGCGCUCAUCACCAUGGCCAUUAAGGCCAGCCCGGAGAGAAGAUUGCAGCUGAGCGAGAUUUACCAGUGGAUCGCCAACAAGUUCCCUUUCUACGCCAAGGAGAACGCCAAGGAGAAGCAGGGCUGGAAAAACUCCAUCCGACACAAUCUGAGCCUGAACGAGUGUUUCCUGAAGCAGCCGCGGGAUGGGAGCGGCGGCGGCGGCGGCAAGGGAAACUAUUGGACGCUUGACCCCCAGCACGAGGAUAUGUUCGAGCACGGUAACUUCAAGCGGCGACGGAGAAUGAGACGCCCUGCCAACCUCCUGCGGCAGCCCUACCCUCCCUACCCUAUCUUCCAGAUCUCCCCGGGCGGAAGUUGGGGGCUUGGCCAGAUGCAGGGCGGGAACUUCGCGAGCUACACACAGGGAACGCGCGUGCACACCCCUCACUCCUAUACGUAUCCGCAGAUGAACCAGCUCCAGGGGCAGAUGCAGCUCAGCGGAGGGUACCAGCAGAUCGGCAGCUCCCUGGGCUCCACGCCUCUCACUUCGAGCGCCUUAGGGUCGAGUUUCCCAAGCCACCUGAGCGGGGGACUGUUGGGCAGCUCCUCCCCGUCCAUAUCAUCCCCGGGUAGCACACACACCUCCCUGGGCUCGGCGCCUGAACUGUGGACCUCAGGCUCGAGCACAGGACUCCACUCCAGCCUCGGUGCCAGCAGUUUUCUAGGGUCCAGCAGUAGUCUGGGAUCCCCCUCCGCCACGCCUUUCCAGCCCUCCUUCGGAAGCGGCGGCGGCAGCUACGGGGCGGGGCUGAACGCGUGCCGCCGCCAGGGUGAGGCCACCACCUCUUCCCAGCUGACGCCCCUCCCCUACCCCUACCCCUGCUGGCCAGACUCCAAACCCUAACAGAUGAUGACCAGAGACGCUUUCCCUGGACUGGCGUGAGGCGGCGCGACACUGGAGAGCUAAUGACCCUGACGUUACUCACCACACCCAAGCACUGCUGACUGGCCGCCGACUCCCAUACACCUUCCUUCAAUACCGUUGCCAUAAUGUAACGAUUUCAUCUGGUGACGAAACAGUGACCGAAAUACAAAAAAUGUGGCAAAAGAUAUACAUGUUCUGAAUUUAACAGAGAGGAAGCACUGCAAGGAUAAAUUUAUCACGUUGCCUGCCGCUGCAUAAUUCCCCGCUGGCCGCUGGAGUUCAGCAUGAGUGGACUGACAGGACAGCUGUCGUGUGAAGACAGCCUCAGUUUCAAACAGGGUAGCUUCUUUGUACUUAGCUGUACUAUCAACGGAAGACAGUGGACUGCAAGGGACGCACAAAGCUACCAUACAGUACUCUUGAAAUAGAAGGAGAAAUACAGAACAAUAUACUCGCGUCCUCUUCCCCGUCUUCGAAAUCAAAUCAAUAUUCCUUACAUAAGCUAACAAAUCACAACACAUCUUCCCCAAGACAAGUAGAUAAAGUUUGAUGUCAUACUGAAUUAGUGACCGGACAGCCAGUUCUUGCUCAACAAACUGGUGAAACUUUUGAAUGUCCGCUGAAUGGAAUUAUGGUACAUAUAUGUCUGACAAAUACACCAAGAUGCAAACCAGUGCCUUCAAAAGUGCUACUAUGAAAUGUUACAAUGCCUUUCGAAUCUAUAAGAUAAACUGAUACUUCCUCUUCUUGUCUCUGACUGCUCUCAUUUCUCAAGAUUGAUAAGAUGCUCUGUUGCAAGUUUAGAGCAUAGUUUUGAAAGACAUCAUUGACAACAGACGUGAUCGAAUACCUCAAAGCUUCCAGUGCCUGUGACUGUACUUUUGCUCAGUUAAAUAACCUAUGGUCACUCAAAUUAAGUAAAAAGAGCAGUACUGCCAAUACCAGCCAAAAACUUGAGAAUACGAGUUUUCUUGCAUCUAUCAUAACCAUUUUACACCAGCAUCAUGAUAUCUCCUUCACCUAAGGACAACAUAACAUAAUACCGUGGCAUGACAACCGCCAAGAAGUUAAAAUACAGGUUCUCAUACAAAUUAUGGAGAUCUUCAGUCCUAAGCAUUAAUCCUUUUAUCACCACGGCACCGAUUUCAUUAUAUUCUGGAUGUCAUUAGCUAGAAGAUAAUAAAUUUAGAAUGAUAACUUUCAUUAUCAAGGGGUUUCAGAUCAUUUAGUUACACAUCCAACACAUCCACAUUUUAUUAACUGCAUUAUGAUUAACAAGUAGGAGAUUUCAUAAAGUUUGGAGGCUGUCUGCAGCGCUGAAUGGUUAAAGAAUUAUGCAGAUAUUUCAAGCCACAACAUUCUAAACCCAUCUCCUUGUCUCUGUUCAGCGGCCCUGGUCAGUGUCCGUAACUCCCACCGCCCCUUACCACGCCUCUCUCUCUCUCUCUCUCUCUCUCUCUCUCUCUCUCUCUCUCUCUCUCUCUCUCUCUCUCUCUCUCUCUCUCUCUCUCUCUUUUACCUCUUUGAACACAUCGUUAGUGCAGUUAUUCAGAGUCGUGAAGGUCCAACCACUGUCCCCUGAGAGCGUAUGUGUGAUCAGGAGACACUUAUUGUAGUUGUCUGCGCACUUCAACCUUUUAGUAUUUAUUCUUUACGAUAAUAGGAUAAUAAUUACAGUUUCAUCAGACUUCGGCCACACUUCUGCCCCGUACAGUUCAAACAAACCCAAUAUAUAGGCUUACAUAUAGUCUGUAUAUUUUUGCAAUGGAUCCUCUCUUCUUAUUUCCCAUCCUCUGUUCCCCAUACUGGUCCAUACCCAUCCAUACAGAUCACACACACACACACACACACACACACACACACACACACACACACACACACACACACACACACACACACUAAAAUAGAAAGUUAUAUGAUUAAAAUUUCUCCUGCUUCUCGAUAAGUAACAGUAACAUCGUGACCCUAUACAAAACCAGGAAAACAAAAGUGAUGAAAACAUAAGAUUAUUAUGAUCUGUUUUCCCUUCCUCACGUGAACAAGGAUAAACAAAUACAUGAAUAAAGAGCGAAACGAACAUAAAGACAUGCAUAUUUUCUUUUUAAGAUGAACUGUUAAAAAAAAAAAUCUAUGUAUAUGAUGAGUGUGCAUGACUGUACUGUACUUUUUUUUUUUUCGUCGUUGUAGUCAACAGUGUGGUAAAAUAACACACUGACUUCCAUUGUGCUCAGCGUUCUCCUUCCAUCCUGCCACUGCCACCAAUAGUUCAGUUGUAUGUGUUUGUGAUUAAUUGAAAGAAUCGCGGUUACCCUUUACAAUAUAUAACAAGUACAGUGAAGCAGAAGUAAAAGAAUAAAGUACGAUCCACUACAACACGGGGCAGACUUAACAUUGCCGCUUCCGAUCCUUCUACUCGUACUUGUAAAAUGUUGUAAAGGACACCACAAAUCUUUCAGUUAUCCCAACACUCAAGUCUUCUGAUGAGUUAAGAAUCCAUCAAAUUUCAUGUUACUAGAUCAGACCUAAGACUUAAGACAGAAGGAAAACGCAAAACAACAGAAGAGUGAGACAGGUUACUCCACUGCUGGCUAGGACGGUACUACCACAACCGUACCGUACGUAAACAACCACCCCACCGCCGUGUCUUUACCUGCCACCUGUCCGUCCAGAGGCGUCACGCACGGCCCACACACCCACACCAAGGAUGGUGCUUUCUUCCUGAUCCACACCUACCGCCUCUUGAGUCUCAAAGAGUAUUUGGAUAAGUACCUGGAUGUAUAUAAUUAUAUAUUCUGUGGUAAAGGCAUUGCUCUAC